AUGUUGACAACUUGUACAACAAUUUGUAUUGAAGUAAAUGAUGGACUACCAACACAAAUAUGUACAAUGUGUUCAAGUAAAAUUCAGCAAUCAUUUAGUUUUAAACAAGAAAGUGAAAAUUGUGAUCGAAUAUUACGACAAGUUUUAUUACAAGAUAAUUAUCAAGAUGAUAAUAAUGUUAAUAAUAUUAAAUAUGAACUUGAUGAUAUGAAAGAUGAACCAGAGCAGCCUGAUGGGAGCGUGGAUGAUGAUUAUUUAGAUGAUUCAAAUCAAGGAAAUACUGAUUCAAAUCAUGCAAAUACUGAUGAUUCCGAUGAGUUAGACGAUAAUGAUGAUGAUAAAAAUGAUUUAAAAACAGAUACUGAUGAUUUAGAAUUUCCACCAAUACAUGUUGUUGAUACAAAUCAUACAAAUAAAAAAGAUUCAGCAUGGCAAAAAGCAUUACAACUUGGUCCAGAAAAAUGUGACCCCACUACAAAAACAUGUAAAAUAUGUAAUAAAGUUUUAUAUAAUGUACAUUCGUUGGUGAGACAUGUGGAAACUCACGAUGAAAAUCGUAAAUAUGCGAUUGUUUGUACGAUUUGUAAUAAAGGAUUCUAUGAAAAACAACAUAUUAAAAAUCAUAUGUUACGGCAUAAAGGAGCUGCACGAUAUAAAUGUAAAGAAUGUAAAAAACCAUUUUAUGAAUUGAAUGCAUUACGUGUUCAUGUAAAACGUAAACAUUCCACACACACAAUAAAAUGUUCACAAUGUACGGAAGUGUUUAUAUUAGAACAAGAUUUAGAGAUACAUCAACGUAGUGUACAUGAAUGUAAACAAUAUGAAUGUAAACAAUGUGGUAAAACAUUUAAUUAUCGUUAUCGUUUACGUGAACAUCAAGUGAUGCAUACAAAAGAACGUACGUACCAUUGUACAGCAACCAAGGAUUGUUUAAAAUCAUUUAAAAGUAAACAAGUGUUACAUUUACAUUAUAAACGAUGUCAUUCUGGACAAAAGAAACGUGAAGUUUGUAAUGUGUGUGGAAAAUCUGUUAUCAAUUUAAAAUCGGUUAAAAAUGGCUGCACCUUUAGCAAUAAACAUCGAAAAUGGAAAACACCUUUUCAAUUAUAA
This is a messenger RNA of Chrysoperla carnea, 1110 nucleotides long. RefSeq lists its product as uncharacterized. Gene Ontology annotation, molecular function: zinc ion binding. The transcript is spliced from 4 exons. Gene Ontology annotation, cellular component: nucleus. The coding region runs from base 1 to 1110 and encodes 369 amino acids. The record is from RefSeq and is a predicted model, not a curated record. NCBI's taxonomy places the organism in Eukaryota, Metazoa, Arthropoda, Insecta, Neuroptera, Chrysopidae.